ACCAUAGCUACACUGUCAAAAUCUCAUUGGUCGGUCGUGGCGAAUUCGACGCUGUGUCAUUUUCAGUUUACCGUGCUUUCCAGACAAUUAUCCCAUAUAGGGCACUUAGACUGCACCCGCAUUCAUACAUUCAGGACCACUAACUCCACAAGUCUACUACGACCUACAUACGCACUGUGCACGGAAGCCCUCGGAAUCCCCUCGACCGCUCGCAUACUACAUCUUGUACAUUAUUAUGACCUUCCCGAGAGAUGAUGAGUUACUUCUUUGUAUAGAAAAUAUUCUUCGCGAUGCCGAUCUUGACAGGAUAACGUCCAGAAAAGUUCGGCAUCUGCUUGAAGAGCGUUUCGAUACGGAGUUGUCUUCUUACAAAAAUAAGAUUGAAGUAAUGAUUUUGAACACUAUUAGAAAAAUUGAUUCUAUAAAAAACAAAAGCAAUGGUGAAAAGGAGAUACGCGCUGACUCGAGUGAUGCUUCUCCGGAUUCUGGAAACAGCUCUUCGGAUGAGCAGGAGACUCCAAGCAAGAAGCGAAGAGAGCGCAACUGUGAUGAAGAAUUCGCAAGAAGUCUGCACGCAGAAACCAAUGGCAUGAGGCGUCGUACCACCCCAACCUUCAAACCCAAAAGUGCAAGGCAAUCUUCAGGAAGCGGUAAGACGGGCUUUACUCGCCCACUUACGCUUUCCGACGAAAUGGCGCAGUAUAUUGGAGAGAAACAACUAUCCCGGGCCGAGUUGGUGAAGCGGUUGUGGGCUCUUGCGCGAGAAAACAAUCUUUUCGACCCGGAGAAUAAGCAGUUUGUCAUAUGUAAUGAUGACUGGCAGCGGCUGUUCGGCCAAAAGCGUUUCAAGAUGUUUGGGAUAGCAAAGCAUUUACAACGUCAUAUUGUGGAAUGACAUUAAUCUACAACAAUAUAGGCCCUCUAAAUCCGAUUUGCCUGUUCUUCUCGGUUGCCUUUUCUCCGGUCUUCGUUCUGCAUUUUUGGAUAAGAUUAUUGCCCC
This is a messenger RNA of Dicrocoelium dendriticum, 1000 nucleotides long. The record is from the annotation of a GenBank genome assembly. Lineage: Eukaryota; Metazoa; Platyhelminthes; Trematoda; Plagiorchiida; Dicrocoeliidae.